AUGCUCCCCACUCCCUGGCCCCCCAUUUGUCCCCCCCACAACCAACAGGUCGACGUCCCACUCAUCGCCUACGUGCAUCCACUCUCCCUCUUCUGGCGAUCCUGCCUGCAACUUUUCUCCCACCACCAACCAUUCGCCGCCGCUCCUAUCUCCCUGCCGCCUGACCGCUUCUCCACCUCCACUCUCCUCCUCGCUCCUUCAGAGAACCUCUUUCAGGCCUUCAUGAAUCGUCUAUCCUCGCCUCUCUUUCCGACCGACUCUGUAAACCAUUUCCUAAACGCUGCUUACUCCUCCUGGUACACCUCCCCUCCAGCCCACCGCCUCCCCCUCUCAUACGCCACGCCUCUCGCUCUCAAGCCCUACACGCUACCCUUCCUUGCCCCGUUCCAUAUAAUCACAUUAGACGGCGCCGUCCCUCCUUAUGGGAACAUGGCCGGGUGGAGAGGGCAACCGAGGUUCCGGGUUGUGCUUGGAGCACGCACACCAGACUCGCUUUCUCAUGGCUGCGCUGCGCACAUUCGUCGACAACAUCAAAGCUAUACUUUGCUGUUUUCAGUGAGCCUCGUUGGUGCUUUGAUUCCUUUCUUUUACCUGCUUAUCCCCUCCUCUCUUAUCAUGCUCCUGCUCAUAGGUUUCCUAGUAUUAGAGCUAAGCAUUCCCUCCUCUUUUGAAGUUUCUCAGCAGCAUUUAAAUCUCGAAAGCACGCUCAAAAGGCGCAUCAUAGUCGCUACCACUUGCAUCACCGAAUUGAUGGCGAUAUCGAUAUGCACGCGCUUCUCGCUGCGCCAUCUUCCGCUCGCGCUCCUCGUGCUUGCGCUCAUCACACCCAUCGCCCCCGCGCUGCUGAUUCUUGCGCUGGUCUUCACCGCGUCGCCCACAAACGGCGUCAAGUGCGGCGGUAAUUGCGGCGGCAAAUGCGGACCAUAUGACAGCGAGCAAGACUUAUUGGAGUACGAAUCGUCGAACAUGAUCACGAGUCGCGUCAACAACUACCAACCCCACUCCGCGAUCUGGUGCUGA
Molecule: messenger RNA, 1020 nt
Organism: Closterium sp. Yama58-4
Lineage: Eukaryota; Viridiplantae; Streptophyta; Zygnematophyceae; Desmidiales; Closteriaceae
Source: the annotation of a GenBank genome assembly